Molecule: messenger RNA, 1803 nt
Organism: Labrus mixtus (cuckoo wrasse)
Lineage: Eukaryota; Metazoa; Chordata; Actinopteri; Labriformes; Labridae
Gene: zc3h3
Product: zinc finger CCCH-type containing 3
Exons: 9
Coding region: 246-1301 (351 amino acids)
Cellular component (GO): nucleus
Molecular function (GO): metal ion binding
Source: RefSeq, a predicted model, not a curated record
AAGGCUACAGCCCGUCAGCAUCAAAGAUCUCCCCCCGGAGCAGGAUCUACAGCUCAGCCCGGUCUCCCACAGGAGUGAGGAGGACUCCCUCCAGAGAGCUCGUGUCUUUCGGUCGACACAAGUUGAGGCGGCUGUCCCCAACCUUAUCAAGGACAAGUCAUGUCGCCUCCUCCUCCUCCUCCUCCUCCUCCUCCUCCUCCAAUCGCAGCCCCACAUAUCAGCGGGUGUUUAGGACACGCUACAAGAUGGUGACCCGUCCGGGCUCCAGCACCGCGCACAUAUCCCACUAUAACCCCGCCCUCACAUGGAGAGCCAAGAGGAUCCAGACUGCCAGGAGUUUCCUUCAGAAUCGUAUGCGACCCCCCCACGACAGACCCCCACCACACGCUCAGCACUGGAGAGGAAGCGCCAUGUGCUGGAUCGGUGGUUCCCUGUAUCGAGUGUCGGCCAAUAAGCUGUCCCGCACUGUGGGGUCCAACAUGUCCAUCAACAGAACAGGACGGACUUACGGCACCGCUCAGGUUUCAGCCACAUAUCCAGCGUACAACCGAGGCUCCAGCACUCGUCAUUUAGCCAGCCGUGCAGUCCAGCGGAGCCUCGCCAUCAUCAGACACGCUCAGCACAAGAAGCAGCAGAAGCAGUACUGCAUGUACUACAACCGCUUCGGAAAGUGUAACCGCGGCAACAGCUGCCCUUACAUCCACGACCCAGACAAGGUGGCCGUCUGCACCAGGUUUCUACGAGGGACGUGCAAGCAGGCAGACGGGACCUGCCCAUUCUCUCAUAAGGUUGCCAAGGAGAAGAUGCCCGUGUGCUCCUACUUCCUGAAGGGGAUCUGCAACAACAGCGACUGUCCCUACAGUCACGUCUACGUGUCCCGCAAAGCUGAAGUGUGUGAGGACUUUGUCAAAGGAUACUGUCCCGAGGGAGAGAAGUGUAAGAAGAAACACACUCUGGUGUGUCCAGACUUCUCCAAGACGGGAUCCUGUCCUCGAGGUGCAGGCUGUAAGCUUCAGCACCGCCAACGAGUCAAAAGAAGCCCCAGCACCGCUUCCACCUCCUCCUCGACCAGGAGAGGCCGGACCAGGGAGCCCUCCAAGAGGCCUCGUCUGACAGUUGUCAUGCCGCAGGACUCUCAGACAGAACCGGGGACCCCCCAAAAGGGUUCUCUGGAGCUGCCGUCCUUCAUCUCCCUCUCCAGCUCCCCAGAGGAGGCAGACGCACCGGACACGCCGACAGCUGAGACCUCACAGGUUAAAGGUAUGAACAAAAGAUUUAACCAACAAGACAAGAGCUCCUGAGAGUGUCGCACAGUUUACACAGAACGAUAGAAGAAAACCAGGAGAGCAUCCAGCGGUAACAGUGACCGAGGAAAUGUUCAUUAUUUAGUUUUCAGAUCAAAAAGAUUUCAGAAAGUUAGUUAGAAAAUGUGCUAAAUGAAUUACCUUGAGGGAGUGGCAGGGGGUGCAUGUGAGAACAACCAGAUCAGGAUUUCAGGUGCAGUCCUCCUAGGAGUGCAUAUGUGACAACGUCUUUAUUGUCUGAGUUCUUUAAAUGAUGUCAUUACUGAUCUCCGCAUCUCUAGUUUCCUCCAUAGCUUAUUGUUUUAAGUUGAUUGGAUCCAUAAAAAAAAACAGGGAAUAUAACAUCCAGACUGUGAAAAAAUCUAAUGUUCCUUAAGAGGACUUAACGGGGGCUUUACUGAGCCUAAAAGUGCUGACUGUCUGACGACAUAUUGUCCAGAGAUGUGUUGUUGAAGGAUCACGUUUGUCCUGAAAGCCUCCGGAUCAUUCCCCAGUCCAU